CUAUCACACCAUUGAGCCAUUCCCCGCCUUCUAGAGCUCCCUCUCACUUCCGUUGACAUAGUGUGAACAUGGCGGCAAAGGAAACUACUAACAGUCAUCAAACUGAUGUGGAGACUAUCGUCAACCGCUGGCUAGUGGAUUAUUAUUUGCUUCGAGCUAUAGAGUCUUUUAAAAAUAACCAAUAUGCGGACUUCUGUAGCAUUAGAGAAGUACUUGAAAGUGUCAUGAGACGUGUUCUGCCGUCCACUGAUGCCAUGUCAAUGAAGAUUAGAGUGCUGCAGUUUCUCUCCCGGAUAAAUGAGGGUGAAAGACUUGACGUCUUUUUUGACUCUGAUGAGUCAAAAACUCCUCUGGAAGCAGCCUUUGUGGUGCUGGAACACAUGAAAAAGGAAUUUAGUAUCCCACAGGAGGACUUUGAGAAUGUAUGUGCUUUGGUUAAAGAGAUGAUUGUAGUUACUUUAAUUAAGAACAAUGAAUUUGACAAAGCGAAAGAGGUCCUGAACAAACAUUUUCCAAAACCAAUGGUUGGCAAGAAAGCUAUAUUCAUGGGUCUCGUCCGUCAGAAGAGUAGGGUGCAUGAAGUCAUCGAGCAAUUCAACUUCUGCCGGUUUAAGGAAGAGAUGUUGGCAUUUUGCCAGAGGUUAUUCCCAGUCAGUGCUCCCUUUCUAAUGACGGCUGCAGAACAGCUUAUUGAUAAAAGACUUGCCCAGCAAGACGACAAGGCAGCUGGACUUGAUGAGCAAGACGAACCUGGCCCAUCCUGUCGUCCAGAAAUAACCACCAUCCUUAAACAUACAAUUAUCCAGAGGGCCAGACUGGAAGCAGCCUACAAGGCUUGGCCUGCACAUUCAGAUGAGAGAACAUUUGCUCAGCUGAUGGAGGAGGUGGAGAGAGAGGCACAGGCAGGAAAAGAAAGCCUUUCUCUGCGUCUCUCACCUACUCCCAAGAAGGGCACCAAUCAGGAAUCAGAGCAGGAGGCACUGUUUCAGAGAGAUUCAGGCAGCCCGAUGGAGGCUUCCCCAGCAGACCAGCCAUCACAGACAGAGGCCGUUCCUCAAACACAGGCAGGUUCACUCUCAAAGACGCCUCCGGUGCUGAGGAACAGACGGCCUUACACUGUGGCGCAACUGGUGGUCGAGCCAGACAGCCAGGUGAGCUCGCAGUGCACAACAGCUUCUCAGGAGCUAGAGACCGAAGUCCAAACAGAAGAGCCACCACAGUCACCAACUAUAACUAAUAAAGACCCGCAGAGCCCACUAACAGACAAUGAAAUUACCAGACCCUCACGGAAGCACCCCAGACGAGCCAGGAAAAGUCACAGCAGACAGUUGUCAACAGACAGUGAGGAGGAUGCUCCUGGCUCUGUCUUCACUGGGGAAGUUUGUGUGGGAAAUCUCCAUAACCAGUCCAUAAACAGUUCAACCAGCAGAAAAUCAAAGAAGUCAAAACAGUCAUCAUCACACAGUGAGGAAGACCCACAGGAGUCUGCGGCCUCCCUCAGAACCCCAGUGCGGAAAACACGUAAACAACUGGCCCACGAUCCUCUCAGCAUGGAUCCAGGUGAUGCAGAUAACGUCCGUAUUCUAGAUUCUUCAUUGGACAGCUCACCCAGCGUGGUCCCUCAGACAAGCUCCACUCCACACAAGGGCUCCCCUCAAGGCAAAGAUCCCCCCAUUCCAAAAUGGAAACAACUUUACAAUAAUGCAAAGGAGAGUAAGGACACAUGGAGUGAUGAAGAGUCAUAUUUCACCUCCAGAAAGAACAGCGGAUUGGACGAGAGCGGUUAUUCGGGCCACAGGAAGAGGAAGUGGACUGAAGAUGAGACACAGAGGUUGAAAGAAGGGGUCAAAAAAUUUGGAGAGGGGAACUGGAGUAGGAUAAAGGCAUAUUACAGCUUCAAAGACCGAACAAAUGUUCAGCUUAAGGACAGAUGGAGAACAAUGAAGAAGUUAAACUUACUCUGAGAGGUUCAAGAUGAAUCUGAGUGGACUUUAUCCCACAAGGUGGGAUACAGUUGUUGUUCAGCACAAUCCCAGCUUCUUUUUUUGUUUAUUUCUCCUGUUUUCUGUAUUAAUUAUGUUUAAAGGUACAAUUUAUGUUCACAAGUCGUUCUAGAUCAAUAAAUUUUCAGGGUUCAAUUUGUAA
Lates calcarifer (barramundi perch) is the source of this 2145-nucleotide messenger RNA. It is a transcript of the gene terf2, whose product is annotated as telomeric repeat binding factor a. The record is from RefSeq and is a predicted model, not a curated record. Lineage: Eukaryota; Metazoa; Chordata; Actinopteri; Centropomidae. Gene Ontology annotation, cellular component: nucleus; chromosome, telomeric region; shelterin complex. The transcript has 13 exons. Gene Ontology annotation, biological process: regulation of telomere maintenance via telomerase; protein localization to chromosome, telomeric region; negative regulation of telomere maintenance via recombination. Gene Ontology annotation, molecular function: telomerase activity; G-rich strand telomeric DNA binding; protein homodimerization activity. The coding region runs from base 69 to 1964 and encodes 631 amino acids.